Molecule: messenger RNA, 1621 nt
Organism: Vitis vinifera (wine grape)
Lineage: Eukaryota; Viridiplantae; Streptophyta; Magnoliopsida; Vitales; Vitaceae
Product: divinyl chlorophyllide a 8-vinyl-reductase, chloroplastic
Exons: 1
Coding region: 60-1430 (456 amino acids)
Molecular function (GO): oxidoreductase activity
Source: RefSeq, a predicted model, not a curated record
AGCAUAUCCACCGCCUAUCAUUUGGAUUCCACACAGGCGUAGAGCAGCUCGGUCACGACAUGGAAGGCCACUCGCCUUCAUCAUCUGCCUCACAUUUUCGAUUUUCCUCUCUCUGCACCACACUUCGCCAAAGCCACAACCAUUUCUCCAAAAUCAACUCUCUUUCACCUCCAAAAAUGUCUCUUUAUCUCUCCUCCAAUGUACUCACUCUCCACUCUCCGAAGACCAGAAGCUUCAGAAACUGUUCUGCUUCUCAAUUCAUCAACCAGAAUCAGGUAACCCCAGCACCAUAUGCUAUAACACGUUUGCCUUUGAGUUUAUCACAAUCGCCUAAAUUUAGUAGAGAGAGGUUUCUACCCAUUACAGCUUCAAUCACCCCAACUGUUGAACCCCCAUCUUCAUUCAGAGGCAAAAACGCAAGCGAAAUCAAUGUGGUGGUGGUGGGUUCAACUGGGUACAUAGGAAAAUUUGUGGUGAAAGAGUUGGUUAGUAGAGGGUUCAAUGUCAUAGCAAUUGCUAGAGAAAGGAGUGGGAUUAGAGGAAGGAAUAGAAAAGAGGAUACCUUAACUGAGUUAAAUGGAGCUAAUGUGUGGUUUUCAGAUGUGACUUCUUUAGAUGUUCUGGAGAAGUCUCUGGAGAAUUUGGGGUUGCCUAUUGAUGUUGUUGUCUCUUGCCUCGCUAGCCGCACUGGUGGGGUUAAGGAUUCAUGGAAAAUUGAUUAUGAGGCCACGAAGAAUAGUCUUGUUGCUGGGAGGAAACGUGGGGCUUCUCAUUUUGUAUUGCUUUCUGCCGUUUGUGUGCAGAAACCGCUUCUUGAAUUUCAGCGGGCCAAGCUGAAAUUCGAGGCUGAAUUGAUGAAAGAGGCAGAAGAGGAUGAUGGUUUCACGUAUAGUAUUGUGAGGCCAACAGCUUUCUUCAAGAGUUUGGGAGGACAGGUUGAGUUGGUGAAAGAUGGGAAGCCAUAUGUUAUGUUUGGGGAUGGAAAAUUGUGUGCUUGUAAGCCUAUUAGUGAGCAGGAUUUGGCUUCAUUCAUUGCAGAUUGUGUACUGGAGAAAGAUAAGAUUAACCAAGUUUUGCCUAUUGGCGGGCCGGGGAAGGCCUUGACUCCGUUGGAACAAGGGGAGAUGUUAUUUAGACUUGCAGGGAGGAAACCCAACUUCUUGAAAGUGCCAAUUGGUAUAAUGGAUUUUGCUAUCGGCUUUCUUGAUUUUCUCGUCAAGAUUUUUCCUUCAAUGGAAGAUGCUGCUGAGUUUGGGAAAAUUGGUAGGUAUUAUGCAGCUGAGAGCAUGUUAGUUUUGGAUCCAGAAACUGGAGAGUAUAGUGCUGAGAAAACUCCAAGCUAUGGAAAAGACACGUUAGAGGAAUUCUUUGAAAGGGUGCUCAGAGAAGGGAUGGCUGGUCAGGAAUUAGGAGAACAGACAAUUUUUUAAAUGCCCUGUUCCAGUUGACGUUUGUAAAUUCAAAUGCUCAAAUGUUCAAUCAUUUUCCUAAAUUGUCUAAGGUAUGCAGGUUUUUAUCUUUUAAUUGAUCGGUAUCUUGUAUGAGUUAUAAACUAGAUGGUUUUGUAAAGUUUUCAGUCAUCCAAACUAAUAAAUUUGCAUUGUAAAAUGCUUUUUGACCA